UUAUUUGGAUUAGUCCAUCUAAAUUCAUAAUUUAUAGUUUGCAAGCUUAUUUUGCAAUAAAAUUGUAUCAGAAAUAUGCGUAAAAAACUAACCUUAUUUUACGAAUGAACAUAAGCUAAAAAUGUUAAUGAAAAAUAAUACAAGGAUUGGCUUGGAAAUUAUAUUCCAACCUGAAUGUUAUUAAUCAAUGUCAUAUUCAACAUACUGGUUGGCAGUGACGAUCUGCCGUGUCAAGUCGAGUUUCGUGCAGCUCCGUAUAAUAAAUCCAUUUUAAUUGUAAAACGAAUGUAUUUCAGUGUCGUGUGUUAGUGCAUUGUGAUCAACUAAGUUCGAGCUUCAACUUCAAUGUCUCAAAUAAUCUGAAGUGAAGUGUUAAUAGAUUUAAUGUUGUUUUAUUUGGUCGACAAUUUGAAGAGUAGCUUGUUUGCAGGUUAGAAAAUUUUUCUGUACCGGUCAGUUUCAAAGCCUGUUGUUAGUGUUAGAGAGCUUAUCACUUGUCAGCCUCUAUCUCAGAUAAGUACUGCAAUACUUUCACUCUUUUCUAUAACUGUUAUUACCGAUAAAAUAAGAAAAAUCAUCUGAGCUGAGUCAUAUUAUUGCUAUCCUGAUACCCCUUUCACCUUUUACCCUUAAUCCUUAAUCCUUCAUUUUCCAGGAGCUUCCAUAUAUUCCUGCCUUGAUGGCUCUCUAGGCUUUAAUCAUCCUUUCUAUAUUCCCUACCCGCAAUAAAAGAAUAUGCUAUAAUUAAAGCUAUUGAAUUAGGCUACAGUGGUGUUUUUCCAUUCAACUGUUUGCAUCUGUAUAUAAAUCACGAUCCAAGUUUCUUAGGCUCUCGACAUUUUCUAUAAGUGCGUUUUUGGCUCCACUCAAUCAUGCUUAGACGUACUGGACGCUAUAAUUAUAUAACAAACCUUAAGCAUGAUCUUAAUAGUCUGAAAGAGAAUUUUUUUGAUAGAGGAGUGUUAGAGAUAGCUAUCAAUUUACACGGAAUACUUGACACAAUAUCGGAUAAAUUCUCAAAGGAUGUGGUGAUUGACAUGAUCCCCGAAAUUACAUCACUCUUAAAUAAAUAUGAUGCUUCGGUUAAAGUAAAUGAGGAACUGCAAAGAAUAUUAACCGAUGUGUCAUCAGAAAAACUUGCACUAGAGCAAUUACUAUUACAAGAGAAAAAGAACAGGAAAAACGAUUUUGACGAGUCUAUUACCAAUGAGGAGAAAGCAGAUUUUGAAAUUAAUGAACUUGAAUCAAAGCUUAGUUUCAUGAUGACAUCAGUUGAUGAAUUAAAGACUGAAAUCGGUUCCAAAGACGCGAUAAUCAAUUUGUUGAGUAACGAUGCGCAAAAUGCUGCGGAAAAAAAAUUAAAACUGGAAACUGAAUUGAAAUCUAUGAGGAGGAAUUCAAUCGAUUCAUCAAAUAAUAAUAACGAUUUCAUCACGCCGAGAACUUCAGUUAGAGCUCGAAACAAUGCAACUUGUGCUAUUAAAAUCAAUAACCAAUUUACAGUACUCUCAGAAAAUAUAUCAACAUCAUCUUGCUCAAAUAGGUAUACAUCCGAUAAACUACUGGUCAAGGCGCAAAUACAUAGAUCCACUACACCUGAGAAUAAAUCUUUCUCUAAACGCAGAGUAGUCAACAAUAACUCCAACAAAAAGAGAAGGAGAGUAACUAUUAUGUCUGAUAGCCAAGGUAAACAUUUGAGUAGAUAUCUGCAGCAUCUCGAUGAUGACUUCGAAGUCUUCAUUUAUACCAAGCCAGGAGCCAAACUAAAGCAUGUUGUUCAAGAUGGGCUUGUUUUUGUUAGCGAUUUUACUAAGGACGAUUUUAUAUUCAUAUUAGCUGGCUCAAACGAUCAUCACUUGGAUGAACCUUAUCAGCUAACCCUGUUUCAAGGAAUUAGUUCUCUUCUCGAACUAAACCUGAAAACGAACAUUAUAGUGUGUAGUGUGCCUUUACAAUAUGAUGACCAGCGGCUCAAUGAAAACAUUCUCCACUCCAAUUCCUAUUUGUCUCGUAUGGUGCGCAACUAUAAUGGCGAAAUGAAACUUCACUACUUCAAUACCAACAUCUCCCUCCAGAGAACUCAUUUCACGAGACAUGGUCUACAUUUCAAUCAUCAAGGAAAAAGACUUAUUUCAAAACACUUAGCAACAUUUGUCAAACAGAAUUUUAUUAAUAAUGUUCAUAAUGUGUCUAUGACUGUUGAAAAUGAGAAUUCCACAAGGCAGCAUAAGAUCCAAUCCCUUGAAAUGCCUGAAUCUCCUGAUAUUCAAUACAUUGGUUCGUUUCCUGUGACACCAACCCCACUAAGUUCAGCUGUAUCCUGUGACCCAACUCCUGAAGAUACAAUCUCUACAGAAAUAGAUUUACAAUUUCAAUCAGCCUUGCAUCGAUCCAUUAAUGAAACAGAUUUUUUAGACAAUUCAGCAUUUCCUUUUCUAAGCAAAACAAUUUAAGUGUUCCCAAUUUAAGUAGAAAUCACAAUGGUUAGAAUUCUCAUAAACUUUGAGUGUGUGUAUUGACUAUCGACUCAAGCAGUACCUCCCCCCUCCUCACCCUUCCACCUUGUUGUGACGUUCUUCAGAGUUCCAGUCAGUUGACGUUCUGAUGUCAUCAGUUCGUGUUGAUUGCUCGCUCAAUCACUCUUUCAGGUUAAACCUCAUUUCAAAUAUUGUUUUGAAAGUUACAAUUUUAUUUUUAAAAGUAAACUCUCAGUCCUCCAUCGUAAACCCACUUAACAUUUCGUCCAAAACCGGGACGGAUCGAUCAGCUCAUAAAAGUGUUAGUGAAAGUUUUGUUUCACAUCGUGAAUGCUCAGGCUUCACAUUGUCAGAGUUUAUUUCGUUUGUAUUAUGUAUUCGGGACUCAUCUCAUUCAAAAGAUCUAUUUUUCUACAAAGAAAUACGUUUAUUUCAUGUGAUUAUCUCUGUGCGUUCAGAAGUUAUUGAAUUUCAAAAUGUCUAUUUUUCAAAAGGACGCCAACAAAAUGGUGUAUCACGUUCAUUGUCGCAAGUCAAAUUAAUUACAUGC
Messenger RNA from Nilaparvata lugens (brown planthopper), 3027 nucleotides. RefSeq lists its product as uncharacterized. The coding region runs from base 873 to 2453 and encodes 526 amino acids. The transcript has a single exon. NCBI's taxonomy places the organism in Eukaryota, Metazoa, Arthropoda, Insecta, Hemiptera, Delphacidae. The record is from RefSeq and is a predicted model, not a curated record.